Molecule: messenger RNA, 487 nt
Organism: Syzygium oleosum
Lineage: Eukaryota; Viridiplantae; Streptophyta; Magnoliopsida; Myrtales; Myrtaceae
Product: receptor-like protein 9a
Exons: 2
Molecular function (GO): protein binding
Source: RefSeq, a predicted model, not a curated record
CAUAAACAUGAAGUGUCUUUUAUGGUGUAUGAGGACUUGGGUGCUGCUGGCAUUGAUGGGAAGUGGAAGCAGCAUGAGGUGCUUGGAAGAAGAGAGGAAUGCGCUGCUCGACAUCAAGGCCGCCUUCAACGGCCCGAGUGGGUCUUCUCUUCCAUCGUGGCUAGACGGCAGCGGCGGUGGCGACUGCUGUGGCUGGGAAGGCGUCGUGUGUGAUGACACCACUUUGCGAGUGGCUCGAUUGUACCUGAACGAUACCCGCGAUUCGGAAUUGAGAGCUUGGGUGAUCAACGCCUCUUUAUUCCUUCCUCUGGAGGAACUUCAAGUGUUGGAUUUAAGUGAAAAUUGUCUCUCAGAUUUAAACGGAACGCUACACCUGAAGAAAUUGAAGGAGCUAUAUCUAUCUAACAAUUAUCUACAGCAAGUCCCCUCAUUGUACAAGCAAACUUCGGCGGAGGCCCAAAAUGUAUCUUCCAAUCAACUUGAAGGU